CCUAACGGCUCGGAAACAAAUAUUCAAAGUUUCCAACCAAUAUCCUUUGACCCCAUCAAAGCAACCUUAACUACCAUGAAUUUGUACUUUGACCCAACCUAAAUCUGUAGCCGUUAUAGUCACCCUCUGAACUCAAACGUACACAUUUUAUGUUCAUCUCUUUCAGCCGCCGUUUCUUUGAUUUGUAAGUACCAUGGGAAAUGAUGAACCAAUCCUAAUUGCAAGCGUUUCAAACUCAAGAUGCCAAGAAAUGAAUGAAAUGCCCACUAACACAGCUACUUCUUCUUCUUCUUUAGCUUUCUCUCUAUCUGAUAUAGGAAAGAACGUUGUAGGGAAGAUUGAAAAUGGUUUGGUUUCUUGUUCAUUGAAGAGAAAGAGGCCCCCCAAGAUUGAAAUCCCAAAUGUUCUGCGUGAAAUUUCUACUGAUAUUUUAAAGGGAUGCGCUGCUCAAGGGCAAGCUGAUGGUUCUGUGUGCUUUAAUGAUACUGGGGUGGGUGUUUUUGCCUUAAAGGGCAAGAAAAAGUUCAUGGAAGACGCCCACAAGAUUUUUGCUUCUUCAAAUGGUAAUAAGGGAUUCUUUGGGGUAUAUGAUGGGCAUGGGGGAAGCAAGGCUGCAGAGUUCGUGGCAGAGAAUUUGCAUCUCAAGAUUUUCGAAAUGUUGGAUAGCUCUUCUGGAAACAAAGCAAAAGAAGAGGCUGUUAAGGCAGGGUAUUUAAAAACAGAUGAGGAGUUCUUGAAACAGGGAUUGGGUAGCGGCGCUUGUUGUGUCACCGCUUUGAUUGAAGGAAAGGAGAUGGUAGUUUCAAACUUGGGGGAUUGCAGAGCAGUUCUGUGUAGGGGUGGAAUGGCAGAAGCUCUGACGAUCGAUCAUAGGCCAACGCGAGAGGAUGAGCGAAGAAGGAUUGAGGAUAAAGGUGGAUAUGUUGAGAUUCACCGUGGAACUUGGAGAAUUCAUGGAACUCUUGCAGUUUCACGAAGCAUUGGAGAUGCUCAUCUGAAAGAUUGGGUUAUGGCAGAACCUGAUACAAAGGUUAUAUAUUUGACUCCAGACAUGCAGUAUCUUGUCUUGGCGUCUGAUGGACUCUGGGAAGAGGUUAGCAACCAAGAAGCAGUCGACAUUGUGAUGCAGUCAUGUUCAGGCACCAAGAAACAAUUCAGGAAAUCUUCUCCACAGAAUUCUUGCACAAUUGCCAGUCCUUUGUCCAAAUCACCAAGAGCUUCGGUGGUUAAGUCAAAGAAGAUAUUUCACCAAAUAGGCCAUAAAAUGUCCACCGCUCAACAGAAAAGAAGUGAAGACGAACACUGUUGUGAAAAUGGAAGUCCUCCAUCUAAGUCUCGAAGAAUUUCACUUGUGCAACAAAUGAAGGUAAAGACUCAUUUCCCAAGCAACGAGAAUGAAAUCUUGAUUGAGAAACCGGCUUAUGAUGGGCUUCUGGCUGCUUGCAAGGAGCUUGUUAGCCUUGCUGUGACUAGAGGUAGCUUGGAUGAUAUUACAGUGAUGAUAAUCGAUUUAAAUCAUUUUACAAGUCAAAUCUAGUUAACAUUAAGUUGCUGACCCGAAACACUGUAAGCUAACCACCAGAAAGCUUCACAACUGAUAUAUGUAGAAGCAGCACUCCACAAUCUGCUUAUAUUUCGGUCUCUUAAGCUUGUUUCUUAUUCAACAUUGAGAUUCAAAUGUAUAUUAUCUGUAGUCUGUUAAUUUGCAUUCUAUAGGUUUAAAGUUUCCAAGCUUGU
Molecule: messenger RNA, 1737 nt
Organism: Sesamum indicum (sesame)
Lineage: Eukaryota; Viridiplantae; Streptophyta; Magnoliopsida; Lamiales; Pedaliaceae
Product: Protein phosphatase 2C family protein
Biological process (GO): protein dephosphorylation
Molecular function (GO): protein serine/threonine phosphatase activity; cation binding
Source: RefSeq, a predicted model, not a curated record